CUCUCUCUCACUCACACUCUCACACACACGCGUGAACAAUUGGUAGCACAGAGAGACCGGUUGGUGAACAAGUCUUUGCAGCAGCAGCACAGACACAUGGCAGAUGUUUGCCCGGGGCGUACGUUAUUGGCCAAAUCACUCUAACAUGUGCUGCUGAGAUUGAAUGGGAACUCUGUGUGUGUAGGUGUGUGUGUGUGUGUGUGUGUGUGUGUGUGUGUGUGUGUGUGUGUGUGUGUGUGUGUGUGUGUGUGUGUGUGUGUGUGUGUGUGUGUGUGUGUGUGUGUGUGUGUGUGUGUGUGUGUGUGUGUGUGUGCAUACCCUGCAUUUGCACGGAACCUUGUCAAGGCAUAUACAUCUAAUGCCAUAAAAAAAAGACCACACACUCUCAAACAAACACACAUACACACACACUGACAUUUUUGACACAUGCUUAUCUUCUGCAAGGGCAUUCCCGACCCUCUGAGGCAUUCAUGCAUACCACAUCCCAUUCCUGGCCUCUAUCCCUCUAACACGCACGCAUGCACACGCGCACACACACACACACAGUGUGCAAGAACCUGCCAUCACCGUAGGAGACAAAGACAAUCUGUUUGAAAGGACGAGCCCCAAAGAUAUUGUUCAUACACCCCUCACCUGUCUGUCUGUCUGUCGGCCUGGUCUCUGUCUGACGGUCUGUUUGGCCUCUGCCUGUCUGUGUUUACGUUUACAGGAAUUCAAGAGGUCGCCCCUACCCCGGUGUUCCAGCAGCAGUACAACAUAGCGGAGGAGUGUGUUUGUUACUGCCAGCUGGCUCAGCUUGAAGUGAGGAUGAACUUGGACACCUACUGUCUCAAGGAUUACGUGCUGAAGAUCCAGGUGAAGGCCAUGGAGCGCUCGGGCCCCUGGUGGCAGUUCUCCAUCGCCGUGCAGACCGUGUUCCGCACGGGGUCCACGCCCCGCGUCCGCAGGGGCCCCCGGGCGCUGUGGGUCCCCGACCGCGACCUGGGCUGCGGCUGCCCCGCCCUCCACGUGGGCCGCACCUUCCUGCUCAUCGGCUCCGAGGAGGGGGGCCGCGACUGGGCCCCCGGGGAGAGCCGCCUAGUGGCCGACCGCUCCACCACCGCCCUCCAGUGGCGGGACCACUGGAGCCCCAAGCUCAGGGGCUUCCGGGGGCAGGACAAGAGGGGCCGUUGCCCCCCGAAAGCCCCCCCCACCACCGCCACCACCACCACCAACGGCCGCACCGCCACCCCGUUGAGCCGCAGAGGGGCUACAUCCCGCCGCAUCUAGUGACGGGGGGCGACGGCGGCGGAACACACAGACCACACGCGCGCUCGGAGGAACCGGCCCCCAAGAGCGUGGAGAGCGUGGAGAGCGUGGAGAACGUGGGGGGGACGGGCGCGAGCGCUAACGUCCGCGACGACACGCCGACCUCGCCGACACCCGAGAGCCCUGAGCUGUGGACGUUCGCUGUUUCGGCCCCCGCUAAUCCGUCCCCCGCUGAUUUGGUCCCCACGAAUCCCGUCCUACUCACAAAUCCAGUCCCCACAACUGGGGUCCCCACAAGUUGGGUACCCACUUUGCUGUGUUCCAGCCGACCUCCCGCUGUGUGACAGGAGACACACACACAGUCCCCCACACAGGUACCAUGUGGAUAUCAGAUGUGAGAAUCACGUAAAGACACACGGUG
Molecule: messenger RNA, 1669 nt
Organism: Gadus macrocephalus (Pacific cod)
Lineage: Eukaryota; Metazoa; Chordata; Actinopteri; Gadiformes; Gadidae
Product: netrin-1-like
Exons: 3
Coding region: 808-1269 (153 amino acids)
Molecular function (GO): protein binding
Source: RefSeq, a predicted model, not a curated record